This is a messenger RNA of Ogataea polymorpha, 2971 nucleotides long. RefSeq lists its product as uncharacterized. Lineage: Eukaryota; Fungi; Ascomycota; Pichiomycetes; Pichiales; Pichiaceae. The transcript has a single exon. Gene Ontology annotation, biological process: vesicle-mediated transport. The record is from RefSeq and is a predicted model, not a curated record. Bases 8 to 757 code for a protein of 249 amino acids. Gene Ontology annotation, molecular function: protein-macromolecule adaptor activity.
CGAACUCAUGAACAGAAUAUUGAUCGCUGGUAAGGUAGGUGUGGACAAGGUGCGGCUUGUCCAGCACGUGUUUUCUGUCAAGGAUAAAGAUCUGACAAAUGAUGUAUCUCAAAGUGGUCUGAUAGUGGACGAUGUUCCGAUUGAGACGAAGUAUUAUAGAACAUCAGUCUCUAUUUUCGUAGAUGAAUUCGAGUCUGUCGAGGAGUGGUUCAACGAGCUUAAUACUGCAGAAGCCAAAAUACUCCGAGAAGAAAUACAGGGGCUAGUAAUAUGUAUUGAUCUACAAUCCACAAGCAACGAAGAAAUCAAAGAGAUUGGACGACAUCUAGAGCGCUUAGCGACUAAGCUGGACGACGAAUAUACUGAAGAUUUUGGAGAACCUCAGUGGGAUGGAUUCAAGAUUGUCGUUGGAUUCAAUCCGCUAGAAACCGACGAAUUCUAUCAGGACAUGUUCAUUAUGUCAGGGUUUGAGUAUAUUACUUAUGAUGAAGAACGGAUCCGUGCAUCAGUUCAAGCACAUAGAUGGAGAUCUUUACAGGAGCGAAUACAGGCAAGUAAGCCAGUCAAAACUGCUGCUGAUUACACGCAUCCUUUGCUGGAUCGUGAUGGUGAGAAACUGUUAGACGUUUCUCGGCUUGUGGAAAAAAUGAAACAGGCGCGUAUUGAUGCUUCCCGUCUUCCCGAAGAACAAAAGCAUGAUUUUGCGCAGAAAAUGUCCGAAAGUAUAUUGGAAUACUUUGAACACGAUCAAAUAUAAAUUGUUCGAGCUGCCAAUAUAAAUAUAUUUUCCCCGCAAAAAUUAUACUUCACUAUGAGCUUAUCUGGGAUCGGUCAAUUUGCCAACAGCAAUCUAGUCAAAACAUUAAAAUACGCCGCACAGUCACAGUUAUAUCUUCAUCAUGCUGGUUCUACCGCGUUACUAUCUUUUAGCUCCAACCCCGCACGUCUGCCGAUAGGGAAAAUCAGAGUAAUAGAUAAUAUAGGUGCUGACUACCAAGUCACACCUGAUAAUUUCGUUGAAAACAAGUCUUUCAUCGAACGCUUACAACAGGUCAUCAAAGACCACGUUGCUGAUGAAAUGAUGUAUCGACUGGAUUCGCUUAAUUAUCGAAAUUCUUAUAUGCCCAUAUAUGAUCUUAAACGUGUUCCCGAGUACAUGAACCAGCAAGUGAACGUUGAUAACGUGUUAGGCUACAUCAAAGUAGAUGCAACGGGCAAUAUGGAUCAGGCCACGUACCAGGCUAAUGACACAUAUAGAUUGUGCAAUGCAGAUGGAAUCAUAAGAUUGAGCGACGUCAUCCUCGAGGAACUGAAAAAUCAAUUGUGAGCUCAUAUCUGGACAAAAUCAUUUACUAUAUCUAUCAGUGCGGUAUUGAGAUCAUUGCUCGCAGCGACCAUGGAGUCUGCGGCUUGAACUAACUGUUCAAAAUUGGAUAAUGCCGGAAUGCCACUUUUCAUAUUAAUCAACAUGCAGAGCUUGUGCACCAAUCUAGCACGUUCGAAGUUCACAAAUGAUUUGUACAGCACAGUGGCAGUUGGGUCAUCGUAUGCAAGCAACCCCAAAAGAUCGUUUAGUGUUUUUUGAUAUUGCUCCGAAGUGUAAGUUGACUUCAUUUGUUUAGCAAGUUUAAUAAAUUGUCCUUCACUAUCAUUACCGACCAUGUUAACCAGUUUAAGACAGUCUAAUUUGAAUUGUAUAUCUGUAUUGUCUUCGAGCAGACCAGGAAAAUUGGAAUUAAUCAAGUCCGUAGCUAAACCGAUUUCAUUGCUUGAAAUCAAAUCCUUGAGCUGCAUUUUGAUAUAGCUCUCCCGUCUUAUAGGAAAUGGUGGCUCUGUACGGCCUUCAAGACUCAAAUCCUUCUCAAAAGACUUGAGCGCGUUUGCAUACCCUCUGUGCUCAAAGUACUUUUUGAUCAUUUGGUUGAGCGAGUUCUUCAUAUCGUUGGAGUCUUUGAUUUCUGUGCCAUUGUCUAGUGUCACGGAGGGUACUUGGUGGUUAUUGAUUGUCUUUAAGAACCGUAAUUUGAAUGAGUCGACAUAGUUGUCAAUAUUGAACCUGAAGCUUUUGGUAUGGCCAAAAUUGGUCGAAAUCGAGUUCCAUGAUCCCAGACUCACCACAGGUACAACUCGUUUCAUGUUCGAUGGCAAAGAAAAGGCUUCACCAAGGAAUACGCCGUUCUUGGUGAUAAAUAUCGAGCGAUUGACAAAGUUCACUCCGCAUCCAACGACAUCUUUAUUGCCAAACUUGCACGAUGUACGAACGCUGGAUCUACACUCCUCAAAGCUUACUAGCUUGCCGUCUUUGCCUUUGUAUCCCCAUGCGUUCUCGUCGUGGCCCCUCAAAGAGCUGAUAAUUUCCUCUGGUUGAUCUCCAUCCAUGUAUCCUAUUGUUAUCUCCGACCCCGAGUUUAGGCCAAAAAGAACCUCCACCUCAUAAUAGUAUAUGCCGAUCGUUUCAUGCACGCUGAAAUUGGCUUUUGUCGAGAAUAUGCUGGAACGACCGUGAUGAGGAAGAUUGACCGUUAUCGAGGAAGUGGAGGACACGGAUUUGGUGGGAUUCUUGGUCGAGAUCUCCAAACCGUCUAGCGAAAGUUCGAACUGGCAUUCCUUUGGAGUGAUCCACCGAGAUGGGAGAGAUUGGCAGUCAAUAGAAGUAGCCGCACUAUCUAGAGGUUCGGCUUUCAAAGCAACAGAGGGAGAUUUGCCAACACUGCUAUCGUCAACUUCCGUCACAAGCUCAUCCGUUUCGGUCUCGUCAUUGACAAAUUCAUCACUAACCAUUGCACUUGCUUUUGCAGGUCCCUUAUUCUUGAAGAUUUCCACCAACUUAUCGAUAUAGUCUUCAUUUUUGCUAAACAUGACUGGAUUGGACCCAAUUAUCCCAAUAGUGGAGAGGUGGCUCACCAUGGCAUUACGAACAUCAUCUUUGGACUUUGGUUGCUCAGAGGAGCGUAUCUGUUGAAGUGUCCGC